Messenger RNA from Serendipita indica DSM 11827, 1818 nucleotides. NCBI's taxonomy places the organism in Eukaryota, Fungi, Basidiomycota, Agaricomycetes, Sebacinales, Serendipitaceae. The record is from the annotation of a GenBank genome assembly.
AUGACUUCCUCCUUGGAUGAUGAUAAGCCGUACGAUUCCGUCGAGAGACUGAUUCUAGCGAUGGACAUUGGGACAACAAACACAGCGGUCUCGUUCAUACAUGCGUAUCCUGGGCGAAGGGUAGAGGUAAAAAUGGUUGCGAAGUGGCCGGGUCAAGAAGAGGCCGUCGGAGACUCCAAAAUACCAACGAUAGUUGCAUAUCGGAACGGGGAGCCAAUCGCAUUUGGAGCAGAGGCCCAGGAGUAUCUAGGCGAUGAAGAGUACACAAUCGCAAAGUGGUUCAAGCUUCACCUCCAUCCCCAGUCUAUGAGGCUUGAGGACGCUCCUCCGGCCUACAGCAGGCACCCAAAUCACGCAGAUCUCACCGAGAUUCCACCGCUUCCUACUGGUGUAACCCUUAAGGGGGUCUAUAGUAGCUUUAUGAGGUACCUCUACAACUCAUCUCGGGCGUAUUUCGAAAACACAACACCUAAUGGUGCCGGGAUCUGGGACCGGCUCCAGGAUAGUAUGGUUCUCAUCUUUGCGAUUCCAAACGGAUGGGAUACAGUGCAGCACGAAUUCCUCAAGACUGCUGCUCUUGACGCUGGCCUUGUCAGGUCGGACGAUGAUGCAGAAAAGAGAAUCGAACUCGUCACUGAGGGUGAAGCGUCAGUUCAUUACGCUAUACAGAAGACUCGCGCAAGUUCCUGGCUUCAGAAAGGCACCAUGUUCUGUGUUUGCGAUUGUGGCGGUAGUACCAUAGACAGCAAUCUUUAUGAGUGCAAGGCGACCACUCCUAGGUUGAUACUUGAAGAAGUAUGUGCUAGCGAAUGCGUCCAGGCCGGUGGUGCUUUUGUCGACCGAGCUGCAAGGGCUAUGUUGGAAAGUAAACUCAGAAACUCAAAGUAUGGAGAAAGCGAUUAUCUCGGCGACAUGGAACGGGCUUUUGAAAGAAAGACCAAGAGACUAUUUGAUGGCGUCAAAGAGUCUAAUGUCAUCGAUUUUGGUGGGCGAAAUGACAAUGAUCGGGAAUUCGGCAUCCUUAGAGGCAAAAUAACACUCAAUCGAUCCGAAGUCUGUUCGAUAUUCAAUGGGGUCAUUGCUCAAGUCGAAGGAAGCUGUUUAAAGCUCCUAAGGGGUCGCAAAGUUCAGCAUCUUCUUCUCGUCGGAGGAUUUGGGGAAUCACCAUAUCUACAAGACUAUCUCAAAGUCGCGUUUGGAAGAUCCAAGACGGAGGUUGUGACUGUGGAAGAUUCGUCCAAAAAAGCGGCGGCAGAAGGCGCUGUAAUAUGGUUCCUUAAACAAUCUGUGGCCGCACGAGCAGUUCGGUUCUCCAUUGGCGUAAAAGGAAGCAUCGAGUAUACGGUCAAAGACCCCCAACACCGGGCCCGACGAGGUGACGCGUAUCUAGAUGCGAGAGGGACACUUAUGCUGCGUGGAGCAUUUCACACACUUGUCUAUAAGGAUACCGUCCUCAAACAGGAGCAAGAGAUUAGAUCUCAAUUCUCGUGCCGUUACGAAGCGAAACCGAUAGCUUUAGAUACAUUUAGCGCGCACCUAUACGCCUGGGGGGGAGAUGGCACUACGCAGUGGUCCAGAGAUGAACACGGCGAUUCAUUGGCAAAGCUACGAAAGAUUUGCACAAUAGAAGCAGAUUUGUCCCCAUUACUUCCAUAUCUGCGAAUAAUUAAUGGAAAGGACGGACACAAUUAUUGGGAGGUUACUUUUCACAUCGCUCUCAAAUUUGGUGGUACCAGGCUUUUUGCGAGAACGCAAUGGGAACAGAAUGGUGUGACCUGCAGCGGUCCCGUGCGAGUUGUUCCCAGUUCAACGUAUUGA